UGCCCAGUGGGCAUUUUGGGCCAACUUUGUUUCUUAAAGAGUUAAUGCUGGUGAAGCACGCUCAGGUGUUACCCAGGAGGUCUCGUCCUCCUUCCCAGCCCGUUUGAUAAACCCAUCUACACAGCUGUGUCUUUUUCUUCCGCACAAAACUUUGUCUGCUUUGGACAAAUCAAUGUUGCUUCCCGUGUGGUUUUAUCCUGUGGUGCAGUCGGGAUUGUACUUGAUAAUGUCUCUUAAAGUUACCACAUAUAUAGGCUUUCUCAAAAUCCUGUUUCAGCUGUCAAUCCUUGUGCAACCGUACCAUGUAAUGGUAUAUGUCAUCUAAAUUGACAUCUUUUGGAAGGGUUUUGCUGCAGGUGAAAAUCUGAUUGUCAUACCUUCAAAUAUUUUCCUUUGAUUUGCUGUUCCGGAGCCAAAGUGAGAGAUGGCUACAGAAGCCAAGUACAGCAUUGUUCGAGAAGUGGGCCGAGGGAGCUACGGGGUGGUUUAUGAGGCAGUUGUUAAUCAAACUAGAAAGAAAGUGGCAGUAAAAAGGAUGCACUGCAACGUGCCUGAAAACGUAGAGUUGGCUUUGCAAGAGUUCUGGGCCCUGCAAAGCAUCCAGAGGCAACACGAAAACGUGAUCCAGUUGGAGGAGUGUAUUCUGCAGAACGGCCAAGUCUUUCAGCCAAUUAGUCAUCGUUACAGGAAAUCAGACAGUCAUUUGCUGCUGAUUGAGACCUGUCUGAAAGGGCGGAGGUGCAUGGAUCCAAAAUCCGCCUGCUUUCUGUGGUUCGUGAUGGAGUUUUGUGACGGUGGAAACAUGAACGAAUACCUGCUGUCUCGCAGCCCAGAUGCCCAGCUGAACAACAGCUUCAUGCGGCAGCUGAGCAGUGCUGUGGCUUUCCUGCACAGAAACCAGAUUGUGCACAGAGACCUGAAGUCAGACAAUAUUUUGGUCUCUCACAGCUGUGGAAGUCCCGUAGUAAAGGUAGCAGAUUUUGGCCUCAGCAAGGUGUGUCAGGGGAAAGGGAAUGUGAACCAGCAUCGCUUCUCCUCUGCCUGCGGGUCAAACUUCUACAUGGCCCCAGAAGUGUGGGAAGGUCACUAUACUGCUAAGGCUGAUAUAUUUGCCCUUGGGAUCAUUUUCUGGGCUAUGGUGGAAAGGAUCACCUUCCGAGACGGGGAUACUGAGAAGGAAUUGCUCGGAACUUAUAUCUGCCAAGGCAAGGAGCUUAUUCCUCUUGGAGAAGCGUUGCUGGAGAAUCCAAACAUGAAAUUACAAAUUCCUCUGAAGAACAAGAAGUCCAUGCCGGAUGAUCUCUGCAAACUCCUGCGUGAUAUGCUAGCUUUUAACCCAAAGGAAAGGUUGGAUGCCUUCCAGCUAGAAGUCCGAAUCAGGCAAAUCUCCUAUGGCAAAAAGCGUCAACGCUCUGUCUCGUAGAAACAAAGGACAUUCAGGUAUUGUGUUCAGCUGUGGUCUGGCUACCUUGGAGAUGGCGCACAACUGUGAAUUCCCGAAGGAACGAGUGGAUUGAUCAGAAGAGACUGACUUGGUCUUGCCUGCUUCCAGUUUUCCCGAACGGUUGUAUUUAAAUGGACACUAACUUAUUUAUUUGUACAGUAAUUUUAAGAAGAGAACUACAAAAAUUUUAUUUUUAUGCAAAACGUCCAUGUUUUAAUAUUUGCGUUGUUUUAUGCGGUGAGUAGCAUAGGUGAAAAACGUGGCUAAAGUGACCUUGACUGUCGGGCCAUACUUGGCACAGUCAUAGAGGAAUUUCUAAACUUGUUUUCUUUUAAGUAACCCUUAUGCAUCCUUUUCCUGACACUUUGACUGCCCUUUUGGAGGACUGCAAAGAAAUAUGCUGAAACUAUCUGGGGACUGGCUUCUCUGACCUACUGGGUGUUGGCUAAGCUUUUCGGUCUUGGCCUUCCACUGAUAAUGCCAUGUUGCUUGUCCUUGGCACAGAAGAUAGAAGUUGUCUUUACAAGAUUUUAAUUAGAGCUUUUUUUGUAUAAUUCUUCACUCUGUGGUGCUUGGCCACGUAACUAAGUGAUGUCUGCUGAAUGAGCUGGCAAAGCGUUCGGUAUCUAUUCUGAAAAGUUUUAGCAGAAACAAAAAUGUAUUUUCUUCACAGUAGCUUUUGAAUAUUCUUGCUUAGAUUAACUAAAAUGCUUUCUUAAAAUAAAUACAAAGAAUGUUAAAGAUGCCAACUCUUGAUUAGAACGUAUGCGUCACUAACACUUAAAGUAGUUUAAGGAAUCAUGCUUCCUGCUGUGUUAGCUGCUUGUGCCAGCUGUUCUUGUAAGGGAAACGCCGAGGACUG
This is a messenger RNA of Struthio camelus australis, 2306 nucleotides long. NCBI's taxonomy places the organism in Eukaryota, Metazoa, Chordata, Aves, Struthioniformes, Struthionidae. The record is from RefSeq and is a predicted model, not a curated record.